Messenger RNA from Symbiodinium sp. CCMP2592, 525 nucleotides. The record is from the annotation of a GenBank genome assembly. Lineage: Eukaryota; Dinophyceae; Suessiales; Symbiodiniaceae.
AUGGCGACAGGUGCAAUGCAGAUGUACUUUAUACUCGUCGUAACGUUGGCGGCCAAAACGGUCGCACACUCCUGCCAGGGAGAUGGCUGCUCUGCUUCGUCAGCCCUUCUCCAGAAGAAGUUCCAGGUGGAUGCCAUGCGCAGUGACGACCACUUGACGGCCUCGGGCGCCAAAGUUCCGCGCCACGACUUGGCCAACCUCCGCGUACCCCUGCACACGAAGAUCGAGACAACCAACGAUGGCAACUGGAGGGAGUACACGGACCACAACGAGUGUCAUGCCUCGACGCCGGAUGGGCGCCUGUACAUGUGCGGUGAGCACGCGAAGUAUUUGCGGUACUACAAAUUCGAGAGCCAAACCUUCACAGCCGACGGUGUGCCGAUCUUCAACGAUGAUGUGUGGAGCUACUGGGAGGCAGCGGCUCAAUGCCCUUGGCCUACACCGCUUGGCAGUCCCUUUCGACGGUGCCUGCCAGUUUGCGGCCGUGGGCCACGGCUGCGGGGGCACGGCGCAACUAAUGCGUGA